Molecule: messenger RNA, 5327 nt
Organism: Lonchura striata (white-rumped munia)
Lineage: Eukaryota; Metazoa; Chordata; Aves; Passeriformes; Estrildidae
Gene: TRERF1
Product: transcriptional regulating factor 1
Biological process (GO): negative regulation of DNA-templated transcription; regulation of transcription by RNA polymerase II
Cellular component (GO): histone deacetylase complex; transcription regulator complex
Molecular function (GO): transcription corepressor activity
Source: RefSeq, a predicted model, not a curated record
AGCAUUAGCUCUGUGCUGCAAGUCUUCCUUUGCUGUCUGUGGCACAUCGAUAACUUCAUCAUAAAUGCCUGAAUUUUGUGCAAUGAGGAGAAAUGAAGAUCUGGUGCAAAGCCUUUUGAAACUGGUGGGAAUGUAGCUCAUUUCCUUGCUGUGUGUGCAGCCAGACUGGGUGGCCCCGUGUUGUUCCCGGGAUCCCUGCUGCAGCGGAAGCAACCAAAGGACGGCACUGUGCCUUUUGGCACUUCUGAUGACCAGAUGGAAUUUCAUUAUUUGCUGUAUUUUGAAUAGGACGAGGAGAUGUGUCUGAUAAGAUACGUCACUUUGAGAUCACAGAAUGAAAGCAGCAUGAAAUGUUAUGGCAAAGACAGCACAAGAAGACACAAGAAUCUCACAAAUCCUCAAAAAUCAGGUGCUUGGCACACUAAACUUACUGAUCUGUGUAGGAUUUGUGCUGUGGUCCAUUCAUUGAAGAUGUGAAACAACAUCAAGUCUGAGAUUGGAGUUACUGACAGACUGGAGGAAAUUUUAGUCCUUGUGAUGCACGUGGACAUGCUGAAUUAUAAGUAAUUCUAGCUUCUUGUCCCCUCCCCUCCCUUCCCCUCACUCAGCUAUCUCAGGGUUCAUAGAGAUUUCAAUGGUUUGUGUGCCUGUAAGUUUGGAACAGAAGUGACCAAAAAUGGGGGACCAGCAAUUGUAUAAAACUAAUCAUACUGCCAACAACAAUGAGAACUUGUACUACGAACAACACCAAAUGAACUCCCUUCCAUCUCUAAAUCAUAGCUAUGGGACAUCUGUUAUGGAUGCUCCUCAGGCGUCCCCCCUCUCCCCUCCAUUUCCCCAAGAUUCAAGGGACAGUAUAGCUUUGCCUGUAAGUUCAAAAAGUCUUGGGUCGAUGGAUACAUCUAGACAAACCAGUUGGACACAUUCUGGCUCAGGUAACCAUGUCCCAGCGAGGAACAGUUUGAAUAAUCAAAGCGCAAUGUGGAGCCCCCUCGGGCAGGGGGAGUCCCAUGACGGAUACCAAUAUUCUUACCCGCAACCCAGUGAAAACCGAUCGCAAAAAAUUACCAGUGGGGUCCUGCACAAAUUGGACUCCUUUACACAAGUAUUUGCUAACCAAAAUCUGAGAAUUCAAGUGAACAACAUGGCUCAGGUUCUGCACACCGAGUCUCCGAUGGUGGAUAAUUCCGGUGACAGUGCGCUCAGGCAGCUGCUGUCCCAGAAACCGGCGGUUGAGCAACAACCCGUAGCUUCCACCGUACAAAGAUACCAACCAGUGCCACAGCAAACGCACCAGAAUUUUACAAGCACACAGCAAAAGCAACAAAUGCAAGUCAUGCAGCACCAACAGUUGUACUACGACUACCAGCAGCACUUAUCACAGAUGCAGAUGCAUUCUGCGUUCCAGCAGGGACAGGCGCACGUUCCGCAAAUGCAGUCCCAGCAGCUCCUGCCGCAACAGAUGCAGCACUUGCAGCAGCCUCAGUACUACGCUCAGCCGCAGCAGGGACACCAGCGGCUCUCGAUCCAGGAGAUCCAGCAGCAGCCUCCAGCUCGGCAGCAGCGGCAGUGUCCAGUGCAGAUCGCUCAGUAUUACCAAACACAACCUGUCAUGCAGCAGUUACAGCAGCAGCAGCAGCAGAUGCAAUUGCCGCUUCCUCACUAUCACAGGGAACCCGAUCCAAAGACUAUGCAUGAGCCACACCAGUACUCUCAGGAUCCCGGGCAUCCUGUGCAGCUUAUCCAGUUGGGAGCAGUGCCUCAGUAUUGCUUCCAAGAUCCCCACGAACAGUACAGGCACUUGUACCCCCAGAGUUUACUGCAGCAGCAGCAGCAAGAUCAGCAGAAGCAGUACCUGAGUGAGGGCAGAGUGCCAUCCCUGAGCUCCCACAUUGGCCUCACUCCACCAGACACCGCUGAGGAUCCCACACGGCAGGAGAUGAAUUCUGUAGGUAAUGCUGUCCCUCAUCGAACUCUUUUGCCACCCUCGGGUGUUCAUCUGAACAACAAAAGCUCUCAGCAAGACUCUCCCAGCACCACGUGGCCUCAGCAGGUGCAACUAUCAGAUGGCAGACUGCAGCCACUGUCCCCAGAACAAAGUGGCCAGAACAGAGAAACACUUCCCGAGAGAGCUGAUGCGAAGAACAAGCUAAUGUGUUCAAUAUGCUUGAAGGAAUUUAAGAGUUUGCCUGCUCUAAAUGGUCACAUGAGGUCACACGGAGGAGUAAGAGCAUCUCCCAACUUCAAACAGGAUGAAGGAGAGAAACCACCACAGCAGCCGCUGUCUAAAGAGGUGGAUGGCCUCGCGCCCAUCGUCAUGCCAGUGUCUGUCCCUGUAAAGCUUCUGUCACCUGAGCCCAGCACGCAGCCCUCUGCCAGCACUGCCACAGUCACAGACAAGUCUGCCAACUCUGUGUCAGAUGACGAGAUGCCCGUUCUUGUGAAGAUGACUUACUCUCCACCGUGCAGUCCAAAAGUGGCCAACCCCUGCUCAUCCUCUGAAAUUAGCAAAAAGCCUCAUCCAAGUGCUAUAAAAUCAGAAGAAAACUUCAAACCGUUGCAGGACAAGAAGAAGUAUCGGCACAGACCCGAACCUCUCUUCAUACCUCCUCCUUCCUUCAACCUCAGCAUGCCCCACUCUGGUGCCACUCUGUACCAGAGCCAGCUCCGCUCUCCCCGUGUUCUGGGAGAUCACCUGCUGGACCGGACGCACGAGCUGCCCCCCUACACUCCGCCGCCCAUGCUCAGCCCCGUCCGGCAGGGCUCUGGUCUCUUCAGCAGUGUUCUCACCUCUCACAGCACAUCUCACGCCCAGCUGCCCCUCACUCCACUGACACCCACUCCACGGGUGCUCCUGUGUCGGUCUAAUAGUAUUGAUGGAAGUGUCAUUCCAGUGACGCCUGGGCCGGGAGAACAGACUGUUGAACCGCGAAUCAAUAUUGGGUCCAGGUUCCAGGCUGACAUUCCUGAGCUGCAGGACAGAUUGCUAUUGGAGAAAGAUGUGCACAAGGCUACUUUGGUUUGGAAACCAUGGCCAGAACUGGAGAACAAAGUCUUCCAACAAAGAGUGGAAGACCUUUUAAAUAUGAGCUGUUCCAGUGUGUUACCUGGUGGAGGAACUAACUCAGAAUACGCUUUGCACUCUCUCUUUGAAGCAAAAGGAGAUAUUAUGGUUGCUCUUGAAAAGCUGCUGUUGAGAAAGCCAGUGAGGUUGAAGUGUCAUCCUUUGUCAAAUUACCACUAUGCCGGCUCUGACAAAUGGACUCAUCAAGAAAGGAGACUGUUCAAAGAGGCACUGUCCACCUACAGCAAAGAUUUCAUAUUUGUACAGAAAAUGGUUAAGUCUAAGACAGUUGCACAAUGUGUGGAAUACUACUAUACCUGGAAGAAAAUCUUGCGUUUGGGACGGAAACACAGAACGCGCUUAGAGAAGAAAAGAGAUGAAUGCUUGACAAGUGGAGAAGAGGAAGUGUUAGAGGAAGAUGAGGAGAUGGAAGAAGACAGAAAGGAAGAAAGGGAAAUGCAGAAGUCACCUGACCCACCAGCAAUCUCUCUUGUUGGACCUAUAGAUCUACCUGCUGUUCAGGGUCUUUCACUGUCUUCAUCCUCCUUCAUCUGUGAAAUGCCAAACUGUGGCGCUGUGUUCAGUUCCCGACAAGCGCUGAAUGGCCACGCUCGCAUUCACGGAGGUACAAACCAGGUGACAAAAACACGCUGCACCAUUCCCGGCACGAAGCAGAAAUCUGGUACGCAGAGCGGAUACUGCUCCAUCAAGAGCUCACCUGCCCACAGCACAACAAGCGGCGAGACCGACCCAACGACCAUUUUUCCUUGCAAGGAGUGUGGCAGGGUCUUUUUCAAAAUCAAAAGCCGCAAUGCUCAUAUGAAGACUCACAGACAACAAGAAGAACAGCAAAGGCAGAAGGCUCAGAAAGCUGCUGUGGCAGCAGAAAUGGCAGCCACUAUUGCAAGAACUACUGGGCCAGCUGGGCAUAGUUUGAUCCCCCUGGAUCACAUGAGCUUGGUUAAACAUGUUGAAAAUGUUGGUGACAUUGAUGAUGAUGUUGUUCCAGAUCUGGGUGAUGUCAUGGAAGAGAAUGAAGUUAUGGAUGCUGACCUCUUACUGGAUGAUGAAGAUCCAGAUCUACUGCAGGAUGAUGCUGAGUUGUAAAUAAAGUUGUUUAAUAGACAGCUACUGAGCACACCCUGAAUGGAUCAAUCAGGAAACCCGGACUGCUUGUUUAUUCUCACUGAUUGUAAACUACCUGUUGAAAAUUAUAAUUCUUUUAUCCAGGUCUAGAAAAAAAAAUCUGCUUUUUUUCCCUUUUUUUUUAUUAAUUUGUGUUUUGGGGGAAGAAAUAAAUAAUUGGUACAAAUAUUCUUAUAAGGUGUUUUUAUCUGAGCUCUUUUUGCUGAUAACUUCCAAGACCACUAAUUACAGAAGUUCAUGGUUCUGCUAUCAGUUCCUACCAGAUGGUCCUGGUAGAAUCUUUAGUCUUUAACUCUUCCAGUUUUCAUUUUACCCCAAUUACAAGAAUAAAUUUCACACACUUCUGAUGAAACAUUUUUUUUUGUCUAUAUUGGAUCAUUUCCAGCAUCUUCUAGAGAGUAAAUGUCAUCUCUCUGAAAGAUACGAUUACAUUAUUUGUCUUUGUGCUGCCAUUUUAAGCGAGAUGGAGGAAAAAAAAGAUCUGGUUUAACUGUGAAAGAGUUAGUAAUAUUGCAGUUCAUUUUCAGCUCUGUCUUGGUUACACAGGAUGUUUUAGACAUUCCAUUUAAGCAUGGUUUUGAUCUGCUGAUUUUAAAGUGACCGAAUUUCAAGGAUUGAAGAAGGAAAAUGAUUGUUCUAUUUUCUACAUCCUCUGAUGGGAACACUGAAUCAGGAACACUGCCUUGGUAAUCAGAUUGCACUGGAAAUAUUGUCCCGUGACAAUAAAUCACACUGUGGAAUAGCCAUCUCUGUGGUUUUAGGGGAGUGUGUGUUUGAGCACACACUCAAAGUGAGUUUGCUUGUUCUCUCACAGGCAAACAUAGGGAAGCAUUCUUGCCAUUGGAAAAGAGACUGAUAUGCUUUCAGCAUGUAGGUAUAAUGUGUUAUUCUUGUGCCAUUUUCAGUCUUCUUCAUUACAUCAAAUUCAGCUGUUGUUUAUUUACUAUAAACAUGCUGCAGAGGUGAGUUGAUGUUGCCGUUUAAUGACCAUUUCUCCUCCGUUAGGUUCAGAUCUACAUGCUGGACACCUGACACAUUUUAUAUAAAUUUAGAUUUGGUUCUCUGAUUAAACAGCAUUUGAAAGAAUUGUACGUUGCAGAAUAAAACAAGAAAUGGA